Corvus hawaiiensis (hawaiian crow) is the source of this 1695-nucleotide messenger RNA. RefSeq names its product ketosamine-3-kinase-like. The transcript is spliced from 6 exons. Bases 783 to 1562 code for a protein of 259 amino acids. The record is from RefSeq and is a predicted model, not a curated record. NCBI's taxonomy places the organism in Eukaryota, Metazoa, Chordata, Aves, Passeriformes, Corvidae.
UGUCCAGAACAUCUUCUCUCAUUGAUUAUCUUCUUGGCCUUCUCUGUGGGUUUCACUGAAGCUGCAAAACUUCCACUGUAAAAUUCUCAUGGGUAAGUUCUGACCGAUUUCAGGUCUGAUUCUGUGAGGCCUCCAGACCAGCUGUCAGCCUCAUCAGCAGUCUCCUCUUCAAAACCCUAUGCCAGCUAUUCAUAAACCAUUGGGAAAGAAAAGCCCCCAAACAAAACUAAACUAAUAAUACAAAGGAUAGAAUUAAUUAAUCCAAACAACAUUUUGGAAAGCCACUACUAUUUGUGAACAUAAGAUGCUCAACCUCUCAGUAUUAUUUUCUUCUAGCACAUUACUCAAAAUGAUUCAUAUUCAGCAACUGCUCCAGCAGCAAAUAAACCCACGAGUACAUCAGAGAUGAAUCAAAAUACGACAGAACCACCACAGAAAAUUUAGCUUUGUUUUCUAGGGACUGCACAGAAAAAUGUCUCCAAGUUUUCUUACUUAAAAGCCCAGGUAAAGCCAGGCUCACACUCAUGCUAUCCAAGAAGUUACCGCCAGGGUGAGCACAUCAAGCUCCGACACACAGACACAGACAGACAGACAGACACACAAACACACACACAAACACACACACACACACACACACUCUCUCCCUCUCCUGGAUGCGCACACAUCCCUUUCACUCGCACUUAGAACCAUCUUCCUGCUGAGCUGAGGACAAGGAGCGACCGGAAUCCCGCGGGCACUCCAGCUUCACUGCAAGGCAUCCGCCAGCCUUGAAGGCCAGAAGAAUGUUUCUGGGAGAAAUGGCAAGCUUGGAAGCCAUCCUGAAAACACAGACAGUAAGAGUGCCCAAACCCAUCAAAGUUGUAGAACUGCCUGGGGACAAUACUGUGCUGGUGAUGGAACAUUUGGAAAUGAAGACCUUGAACAGACAUUCAGCGCUGCUUGGAACUCAGCUGGCUGAUCUUCACCUUCAUAACCAGCAACUUAGAGAGAAGAUGAAGAAAGAAGGGAGCACAGUUGGUAAAGGACAAGGGCAAAUGGAAGUCCAGUUUGUGGAUCGUUUUGGCUUUCAUACAGCUACCUGCUGUGGUUAUCUUCCGCAGGUGAACAACUGGCGCAGUGACUGGGUGACCUUCUUUGCCAGACAAAGGAUCCAGCCCCAGAUGGACCUGAUCGAAAGGAGCUCAGGAGACAGGGAAGCAAGAGAACUUUGGGCACAGCUUCAGCUGAAGAUACCCAGUUUUUUCUGUGGUGUAGAAAUCGUUCCUUCUCUCCUGCAUGGGGAUCUCUGGGGAGGAAAUGUAGCUGAGGAUGAUUCUGGUCCAAUUAUCUUCGAUCCAGCUUCUUUCUAUGGCCAUUCAGAGUAUGAUCUUGCAAUAGCUGGGAUGUUUGGUGGCUUCAGUGGUCCUUUUUAUUCUGCUUAUCACAAUAAAAUCCCCAGAGCCACAGGGUUUGAGAAACGCCUAAAGCUUUAUCAGCUGUUCCACUACAUGAACCACUGGAACCAUUUUGGUUCAGGGUACAGAGGGUCUUCUAUAAACAUUAUGAGAAACCUUGUAAAGUAAGUUGCUGCUUAAGCAAAAUACUUCCUAUGCUUUUUGGAAAACCUCAGACUUGCUGGUGCAGCUGCAGGCGUAGUGAUGUUAGUUAAAAAGCCCCUGUGAAACUCUUGACCUUGCUCAGCUAAAGACCUUAGAA